GCGCACUGUAUGCCUUUGCGCUUCCUUAAACGCGUUCAUAAUGGCGGUGCAGCUUGCUCAACCAAACUGACUGGCUUUUAAACUUCAAAACCUGCAUUUAUUCGAUUGGUCUGAUCACAGUAGCACAGAUUAGACUGGCCAGCAGCUCUCUAGAGAAACCGUUACUGGAAUGCUAGAGACUGAGUCCCCUGCCAUGGAGAGCAAUGGGAAUGCGUUUGUUCCUGACCUUCCAGUCCUGGGCCAAGGCACUGAAUGGUCCAUGAACCAGCCCCUGUCUGAGAACUCGGAUGUUGCAGGCCAAGAGCAGCAUGUGAACUCUUCAGAGCUAGGGUCUGUGGAAAAGGCUGUGGAGCAGUGUCAGCUCGCCAGUGCUCAGCUCCUUCAAGAAGCCCAACCACCCCCACCGCCUCCCCCUCCGCCACUGCCCACAGAUGAACCAGAACCGGCAGCAGCACCAGAGGGCCCUCAGCCGGAGGUUCCCCAACCGCCCGAUCACGAAGAGACGGAUGCAACAGUGAUGGCAGAGGAUGGCAUGGAGCUAGAGGAAACGGCCAAAGAUGCGACUCAAGAAGCAAUUAUUCCUGCAGAACCAGAGUUGCCGUCAGAGUUCGACAGGCUCUUUAAAUCAUGCGAGGAGAACCCCGAAGACUUCAAUGCGUGGGUCGCACUGCUGCAAUAUGUGGAGCAGGAAAAUCUGCUUGUAGGUGCAAGGAAAGCAUUCGACACGUUUUUUCUGCGUUAUCCCUACUGCUAUGGCUACUGGAAGAAGUAUGCAGACUUGGAGAAAAAGAACGGAAAUAUCCAGGUUGCAGAAGAGGUCUACAGACGAGGUCUUCACGCCAUCCCUCUCAGUGUAGAUCUUUGGCUUCAUUAUCUCACCUUCAUCAAAGAGAACUCGGAUCCCAAUGACCCGGAGACCGAGGGACGCAUUCGAGCUUCGUACGAUCAUGCGGUGAUGGCUGCCGGCACAGACUUUCGCUCCGACCGCUUAUGGGAGUCUUACAUUACCUGGGAGACGGAACAACAGAAGCUGGCGAACGUCACCUCCAUCUAUGACCGCGUUCUGGGCAUCCCGACCCAGCUGUACUCGCAGCACUUUCAAAAGUUCAAGGAGCACGUGCAGGACAACAACCCUAAAUACUUCCUGUCAGAGGAGGAGUUUGUCCAGCUGAGGCUUGAGCUCUCCAAAGCCAGUCUGUCCGCUGGUCUGACUGAAGACGGGGAGCCGAGCGUUGCUGCCGAAGAGUUGCCUCCUGGAACAGAGGAUCUUGCGGAUCCCGCUAAGAGAAUGACGGAGAUUGAGAACAUGCGCCACAAGGUGAUCGAGGUGCGGCAGGAGGUCUUCAACCACAACGAACACGAAGUCAGCAAGCGCUGGGCGUUCGAGGAAGGGAUCAAGCGGCCGUACUUCCACGUCAAAGCCUUGGAGAAGACCCAGCUGAACAACUGGCGGGAGUACCUUGACUUUGAAAUCGAAAACGGGACACCGGAGCGCGUGGUGGUUCUCUUUGAACGAUGCCUCAUCGCCUGCGCUCUCUAUGAGGAGUUCUGGAUCAAGUAUGCAAAGUAUAUAGAGGUCUUCAGCACUGACGGCGUGAGGAACGUCUACAAGAGGGCGUGCACCGUCCACCUUCCCCGGAAGCCCGCCAUCCACCUGCUGUGGGCGGCGUUUGAGGAGCAGCAGAACGAUGUGGAGGAGGCUCGGGGGAUCCUCAAGACCCUGGAGGCGACCAUCCCCGGUCUGGCCAUGGUGCGUCUUCGCCGGGUUAAUCUGGAGCGUCGCCACGGAAACCUGGAGGAAGCUGAGGCGCUGCUAAAGGAGGCGAUGGAGCAGGGGAGGGAUGUCACUGAGAUGUCCUUCUAUGCCGUGAAGCUGGCCCGGCACGUGAUGAAGGUGCAGAAGGACCCGAGCAAGGCUAAGAAGGUUCUGCUGGACGCUCUUGAGAGAGACCCGACGAAUUCCAAGUUGUAUCUGAACCUGCUGGAGCUGGAGUGCAGUGGAGACGUGACCCAGAACCAGGCCGAGGUCUUGGCCUGUUUUGACCGAGCGAUCAGGAGCCCCAUGCCGCUGGACACCCUCGUCCUGUUUGCUCAGCGUAAAGUGGAGUUCCUGGAAGACUUUGGCACGGACAUCAACACGCUUGUAGCUGCGUAUGAAGAACAACAAAGAUUACAAAGAGAAAGCGAUUCUGCAAAGAGGAAAGCUGAGAACGGAUGUGACGACUCUCUGGAGCCAGAUGCCAAAAGGCAGCGUGCCGACGAUGGCUCUGCAGUCGCAGCAAAUUCAAUGACCGACAUGCAGGCGAACAACUCUGCCUACAACUACAACUGGUACCAGCAUUAUGGGGCCUGGGGACAGAACUCCUGGGGACAGUACGGCCAGUACAACCAGUACAACCAGUACUACCCCCCUCCUCCUACAUGAUCGACACGGCUGGCGUGAAGACCCAGACCUCCUCAAAUCAGUUUGCUGGUUAUCAGGAACCCUUUGCGUUGAAUCCCAAACUCUGCACAGCAUGAUUUUCAUUUCUUAUUCUCCCACUUCUGUUUAGUAGUUAAACCCAGAAGUCAAAAGCGUUCUGGGGGGGUUUAGGACCGAUUCAGCUCAAGUGAAGACUGCUGUAUUCCUUUAGCGAUGCUUAUAUUUUCCAAAAACCUUUUUGAGGAAAUGACUGGUGUUUGAAGGGAGGUUAAUAUUUCAGUGUUUAGCUUUUUUUUUUUUUUUUUUUAAAUCCUACUGGUUAGUUUUUGUCUGUUUUAGAUUCAAACCUGCAAAUGAGGCUUUCAUUGAUGUUUGAGUCAUGGUUUCUUCCACAUUGGUACAAUUUUAAUAUGUUGGUUUCUCAGACAAUGAAGAUUUUCUUUCUUUUUUUAAAAAAAAGUUAUUUCAUAAUAAAGAGAUUACUAUCUUCAA
This is a messenger RNA of Oryzias latipes (Japanese medaka), 2914 nucleotides long. It is a transcript of the gene prpf39, whose product is annotated as PRP39 pre-mRNA processing factor 39 homolog (yeast). Gene Ontology annotation, cellular component: U2-type prespliceosome; U1 snRNP; commitment complex. Gene Ontology annotation, molecular function: pre-mRNA 5'-splice site binding; protein binding. Gene Ontology annotation, biological process: RNA processing; mRNA 5'-splice site recognition. NCBI's taxonomy places the organism in Eukaryota, Metazoa, Chordata, Actinopteri, Beloniformes, Adrianichthyidae. The record is from RefSeq and is a predicted model, not a curated record.